UAUUAUCAAUUAUUUAUUAAUGAUUUAAAAACUAUAUAAGAAAAAAUAUAAUAUAUGUAUGAUAUUAAUGCAAUCAAUUUAAUUGAGAAAUCAUUUCUCUUUAAUUAUUUUUUAUAAGUUUCAAUUACUAAACAUUUCACAUAUGUUUAUAGUUUUAGAAAAUCUUGGUUUUAUUCACAUGUGAUGUGAUAUGAACUCAUACUAAUCCAAAAUUUUCUUAGAAAUUUUAAUUAACCUAUGCAGUUUUUGCGGUAGAAUAUAUGCUCUUAUUGGUCACAUUAUCUCUGUGAUUUACAGGAUAUUGUAUUAAAUUGUUAAAUUUUAAUAUUUUUAAUUAUUAAGCAUAAUGGCUCAAACAAGAGUGGAAAAAGUCGGAACUAUUUAUACGAGAAUUUCAUCAUUAAUAUAUGGAGGUGCAAAGGCUGAAACAGGAAAACCACUGUGGUAUACCAUAUAUGAAGCAUUUCCACCCAAAUAUGAACCAAAAUAUGAUAGAGUUACACCAUAUAUACCAAUAAGACCGAUCUAUUAUAAAGAAGACGUUAUACGCGCACGAUUUCACCAGGAUUGUAAAAAUCUAGAUCUAAUAAACUUAAGUAAUAAAAAAUAUCCGUCACAAACAAAGAAAUUUCUUGAUACAUAUAAUGAAUUACGAAUGCUCAAUUUGUCUGAUGAGGCAGCUUAUGAACAGGCACUAGAAAAAUUUAAUUUUAGUUCAGCAAAUAUAGAAGAUUAAAAACAAUCAAAAAAACAAAAAUAAUAUGUAAUAUGACGUAUAGACAUUUUAUUUUUAGUUAAUAUAUAAUACACUCAUGGUAUUUACUCUUUCAUAAAAGGGAAUAGUUAAUCUUAUUUGUAAUAAAUAUGUAUGCGUAAUAAAAUAUAUGAAACAUAAUACAUUAAAUACAAAUAUGAAUAUGCAUUAAA
Molecule: messenger RNA, 927 nt
Organism: Vespa crabro (European hornet)
Lineage: Eukaryota; Metazoa; Arthropoda; Insecta; Hymenoptera; Vespidae
Gene: mRpS23
Product: 28S ribosomal protein S23, mitochondrial
Exons: 5
Coding region: 347-736 (129 amino acids)
Biological process (GO): translation
Cellular component (GO): ribosome; mitochondrion
Molecular function (GO): structural constituent of ribosome
Source: RefSeq, a predicted model, not a curated record